Molecule: messenger RNA, 1962 nt
Organism: Caenorhabditis briggsae
Lineage: Eukaryota; Metazoa; Nematoda; Chromadorea; Rhabditida; Rhabditidae
Exons: 3
Coding region: 1-1962 (653 amino acids)
Source: RefSeq, a predicted model, not a curated record
AUGAGUUUGCAGUCGGAACAACUUCAAGAUGUUAUAAAUUACUUAUGUCUUGCUGCAACAGCUUCCAUUACUGGCGUUGUCAUAUCGAUCGGAUGUACUGCUGGACAUCGGGAAAUGAUAAGAAAUAGAGGAAAAUCAAAAAAGGCUAAGCGAUCGAAGAAUCGAAGUGAUAACAGAGAAAGAUCAAGUUCGAAAAGUAAGAAGCAGUUAAGAAAAGUGAGCAGUAGAAAGAGUCAAAAAGGAAAACGAGUAAAUGACAAAAGCGAAAGAGAGGUCUCGAAGAAGGAAGGAUCCAGAAGAGACAGUUCCAAGGACAAAAAACAAGAUUCCAGUGAUCGAAAAGAAGAUGAAUCUCCUCUGAAUAAAAAGGAAUCUGAUUCCAGUCAAAAAGAUUUACCUGUCAAGAAAAAAGCAACUUCCAAAAGCGCCGGAAGUACGAGAAGUGAAAAAAGCCGUAGUGAAAAAAGUAACAAGGAAGAAAGAAGGCAAAAAGAACAGUCGAACCAGAAGAGUGCGAGAAGUAGUAAAAGUGAUAAAAAUAGAGGAGCGGAAUCAAAGAAGAAGAAGGUGGAACGUAGUAAGAGAAGCUCAAAGGAAGAUGAUGGAAAGAGGAAGAAGAACAGUUCGAGAAGUGGCCGCGAUGAAAAAUCCCAGAGUUUUACAGUUCCGUUGGAGAAAAAGAAAAGCGCGAAGAGUAACAGAUCUAGUUCGAAGGAUCAAGAUUUGAGAAAGAAGAAAAGUUCACGAGAUACUCACAAGGAGGAAAGAUCCGGAAGUAAAAAAUCUGCUGAAAUUGAGAAAAGUGGUGGUUUGGAUAGAAAGAAAAGUUCUCAAAGCAACAAAUAUGAGAAGGAUUCGAAAAAAGGUUCAAGAACAGGAAAAGAUAAAGAGCCAUUGAAAAAGAGAAAAAGCUUGAAGAGAGUUGACGAAGAACGUUCCAAAAGUAACAAAAAAGAGGCUGAACUGAAGCGCAAAGAGAGCAAGAAAAGCGUAAAAAUUGAAAUUGAUAAGAAGAGUGAUAAGAAAAGUAGCAAAUCUGGAAAGCUUGAGAAGAAGACUAGUAGCAAAGAUGUGAAAGAGAAGGAGGCUGGAAUGAGCAAGAUGAGAGCUGAUGCAUUGAGAAGGAUGGAGACGAAACCGCUAGUUUCACCCAACGUCCAAUCGGAUCGAUUCAAAUGCAGCGAGGACGGGUGUCGCAAAGGACAAUGCUCGAAAGAUGCACUCCACUGUCAGAAAGUUAGAAGAACUUCUUCACAGAGAUCUGUAAACGAAACCAGAGAGAAGCGAGAUGCAUCUGGAAAAAAGAAUGUUAAAGAGGAAAAAUCAAGUAGUCAAAAGAAUAAAAUUGAGAAAUCUGGAAAGUCUGGAAAAUCGGAUAUCCCAGUGAAAUCCAUUUAUAUUGAAACUGGGAAGUCGUCUUAUGGAGAACUCUCGAAACAUUCGAAACCAGCUGACGCGAAAUCUAUGUAUGUUUCUGUUCCGCCGACUGCGGAUAAGAAAAAAUCAAAGAAAUCAAUCAAACAGUCGAGAAUUGAAACUUCAGAAGUUAAGAAAAAGAUCUCACAAGAUUCAGUGAAACCGGUGAAACAUGUGGAUAAGUCGACUAUGAAACUGAGUGAGAAGAAUCAAAGGGUGGAGAAGAAGCAUACAGAGACAGUCAAGAAUUCCGCUAAGUCUACCAAAAAAGUCGAAAAUAAGGAGAACAGGGACUUAAAGGUACCGAAGGAAUCCACGAAGUCAACCAAGAAAGCGGAGAAGGUUGAGAAAUCGGUGAAACCAUCAAAAACUUCAACAGCUACGUCUUCCAAAAACACGACCAAAUCACGUCCUACUUCAAAAUUUCAGUCAAGAAGAGCAAUGGAAAGUUCAAAACGCAAGACAAAGUCGUUUGUUAUUCAAUCCUCCAAAGCUCCAAAAGCAAGUGUAGAAUCUCGGAAAACUGACAAGAAGAAUCGAAAAUAG